Scheffersomyces stipitis CBS 6054 is the source of this 1098-nucleotide messenger RNA. RefSeq lists its product as uncharacterized. Gene Ontology annotation, molecular function: magnesium ion transmembrane transporter activity. Gene Ontology annotation, cellular component: mitochondrial inner membrane. The record is from RefSeq and is a predicted model, not a curated record. The annotation marks the transcript as partial. NCBI's taxonomy places the organism in Eukaryota, Fungi, Ascomycota, Pichiomycetes, Serinales, Debaryomycetaceae. Gene Ontology annotation, biological process: mitochondrial magnesium ion transmembrane transport. The transcript has a single exon.
ACAGACAACGACAUCAUCAGGUGCACUAUUUUCGACGAUAAAGGCAACAUGAUACACCACGGAAAGGAGAUCCCAAAGCAGAAGUUCAUGAGACUUUACAAUUUGGCCCCUCGAGACUUCAGAAAGAUCUCGCGUCACCAACAUGGCUCCGCAACAGCUUCAUCCACAGUAGUGUCCAAUAUCAAUGUAGAUAUCGUACCGUCUAUUGUAACCAGAACCUACGGGAUUCUCCUCAACUUGCUCAACAUACGGGCGUUGAUAAAGCACGACAAAGUUGUAGUUUUUGAUUCAUUCCGAUCCUCCUCUGGAGGUUCACGAUUGAACGAGUCACAUUCCCAUUCACAGUUUCUUCAUGAUUUGAGCGACAGACUCAGGAAUACUCUGGGAGAAACGUUGCCAUAUGAGUUCCGGGCGUUAGAAUCGAUCUUGAUACAUGCCAUGCUGAAUUUGUCAACGGAAAUGAAAGUCCAUUCUACUGUACUCCAGAAUAUCUUACAUGGACUAGAAGACUCCAUAGAUAGAGAAAAACUACGUUACCUCUUGAUUCGGUCCAAAAAGAUUACCCAGUUCCAUCAGAAAGCAAAGUUGAUCAGAGACCUCAUAUACAACAUGUUGGAGCAGGAUGAUGAAGAGUUGAAUGCGUUGUUUUUGACUGAUAUCUUCAAUGGACAUCCCAGAACAGGUUCCAACCAUGAAGAAGUAGAAUUGUUGCUCGAGUCUUACUACCAGACAAGUGACGAAAUCGUACAAACCGUAGAGAACUUGAUUUCCCAGAUUAAAACGACAGAGGAAAUCAUAAAUGUUGUCUUGGACUCUAAUAGAAACGAGCUCAUGCUACUUGGGCUCAAGUUCUCUACCGGUUUACUUUCCAUGGGUAUAGUAAUGUACACGGCAGCUUUGUACGGAAUGAACUUGGAGAAUUUUAUAGAGGAAACAGAUGGUGGAUUUGAGUUGGUUGUGGUGGUAAGCUCGAUUUCUCUUUUAUUGUUGUACAUGUUCAGCGUUAAACAGUUAUCAAAACUACAGAAAGUCACCAUGACUGGAGUUGGAAGAGAAGAAAGCAUCAUCCAUAACCAUCAGCACCAGAAGAAGUUUUAG